Dendrobium catenatum is the source of this 2004-nucleotide messenger RNA. RefSeq names its product common plant regulatory factor 1. Gene Ontology annotation, molecular function: DNA-binding transcription factor activity; sequence-specific DNA binding. The transcript has 12 exons. Bases 417 to 1577 code for a protein of 386 amino acids. Gene Ontology annotation, cellular component: nucleus. Lineage: Eukaryota; Viridiplantae; Streptophyta; Magnoliopsida; Asparagales; Orchidaceae. Gene Ontology annotation, biological process: regulation of DNA-templated transcription. The record is from RefSeq and is a predicted model, not a curated record.
CGUGUACGUUGACAUGGCAGUUGGCUUGGAGCCCGCAGCUCCUCUCUUCCUCGCCUCUUCCACCCUCACCAUCCCGUUCUUCUCUCCCCGCUCUCUCUCUCUCUCUCUCUCUCUCUCUCUCUCGCCCUUUGGCAAGAAAUCAUGGUGGGAUAAUAACAAGAGCUAGCUAGGGUUUGGUUAAGGAACGAAGCUUCGAUUUUUGUUCGCCGGUCUUCUUAAAUGUUUUUCAGUUGAAGUUGUUUGUUUACUGGCUAAUUCCCUGAGAAGCGCCCUGAGGCGAUUGCAAGCUAUGGUGUUUUUUUCUGGAAAUUUGGUACUGGAAAUUUAAGCUUAUUGGGAGAAAUACAGCUGCAUCAUAUAAUAAUAAGAACUGUAGUAAUAAACCAAAGACCGCAGCUCCUCUUCUACUAACUUCUAUGGGUGCUAACGAGGCUAUUGCACCUUCCAAAUCUGAGAGGUCGCCUUCAGUACCGGAACAACCUUCAGUCCGUUCAUUUCCUGAUUGGGGAUCCAUGCAGGCAUACUAUGGUCCUGGAAUUCCAAUCCCAGCUCCUUUUUUCGGUUCGCCGGUAGCUCCUGGUCAUGCUCCAUACCCCUACAUGUGGAGUCCUCAGCCCAUGUUGACACCUUUUGGUGGACCAUACACAGCAAUCUACCCUCAUGGAGGAGUUUACUCUCAUCCCUCAGCUACCCAUAUAUCAUCUCCUGCGAACCAGGAAGUGUCUGUCAAUCCCUCAACUAAUAAAGAGAGAAGCACAGCUAAAAAGAUUAAAGGGAUUGAUGUGCCUGUAGCGUCCAAUGGAAAUUAUGAUGCCAGUGCAGGCUGUAAUGAAAACAGAUCAGAGAGCGACGAAAAUGAAGAUGAAGGUUCAAGUGAAGGAAGUGCUGGGAAUAGUGAAUCAGGAGGAAGUGAGAAGCAAAGAAAUAGAAGCUCUGAAGAUAAAUCAAAUUCAGGUGGCAAGAAUCUUGAUAUACAAGCUAAUACUGUUACUGGGGCAACAACAGAUGUACUUCCAACUAUUUCAUUAGGGAUGACCACAAGCCCUGGGGCUGUUGCUCCUAUUCCUUUGGCCAAUCUGACUCCAGGAAUGGAUUUUAGGUCUUCUACUGUCAGUAAACAGAAGCCUGGAAGUGAACUAAUUUUAUCAACUAACGCUAUGGAUGAGAGGGCAUUGAAGCGGGAGAAGAGGAAGCAAUCCAACAGAGAAUCUGCAAGAAGAUCUAGAUUAAGGAAGCAGGCUGAAACAGAAGAACUAGCCACCAGAGUUGGAAGUCUUAGUGCGGAGAAUACUAACCUCAUAUCUGAAAUUACUCGGCUGACUGAAAGCUCUGAAAAACUUAGAAUAGAAAACUCUGUUCUAAUGGAGAAACUGAAGAUGGCUGAACUAAGACAGGAAGAAGAGCUUUCCUCUGAUAGAAUAUACGAUGAAGAAGCUCCAUCUAUGGUGAUAGAGAAUCUUUUGUCCAGGAUGGACAGCUCCAGCAACAUUGAGGAGGAAACUCUUGAGAAUUCCAAUGGAAAACUGCAUCAGCUACUUGAUUCAAAACCUAGAACCGAUGCUGUCGCUGCAAGCUGACCACAGUUAUUUAAUCAACAACUGGAUCUGGGUAUGAUGAUGAACAACUCAUCCUAAAAUUAGUUCUAACUUUUAACCAAUUUGUAGGUCAUUGAUCAAAGCAGACAAAGGGACUGAUCAAGUUGGUUUAAUUUCUUCUCUUUUAUAAAAUAAAAAGAGAAAAAAUAAAAGCUGAAGUUGUAAGAUCCAUCAUGGUGUUUAUCUUUUUGAAACCCAUGUUGUUCGUGACCCAUAACAACAGGUCCUGCUGAUGUAUACUGAACUUGUAAGAAAGCUUGUAAUGAACUAGAACUGAACUCAAUCGUCAUGAACAUGGUAAAGAGUGAUAUAUGUACAUCAUUUUUAGGUCGGUAAAUUUUAAAAAACAUUUUAUAUAUGAAUUUUAUUUGAGAAGUGGGAAAUGGCAUUGGCAAAGUAUUUUGAUGUU